This is a messenger RNA of Sinocyclocheilus grahami, 978 nucleotides long. RefSeq names its product interleukin-12 subunit beta-like. The coding region runs from base 1 to 978 and encodes 325 amino acids. The transcript has 7 exons. The record is from RefSeq and is a predicted model, not a curated record. Lineage: Eukaryota; Metazoa; Chordata; Actinopteri; Cypriniformes; Cyprinidae. Gene Ontology annotation, molecular function: protein binding.
AUGCUUUUUCUCUUUUUGAGUACGUUGUUGUUUCUCCAGUCCUCUGCUGACAGAUCCAUCAAAACAGCUGAGAGUUACUGGACACUUAAACCAAAUGUGCUUGUGGGGAAUGUCGAUGCAAGUGAAGAUGUAAACAUGGUGCCACUUAUCUGUGGAGAAGACUAUGAAGCGAAAAAUAUUACAUGGACAAGAAACAACGAUGAAAAUCUGGAGGCUCAAGGAAACAGGAUCGUCGUCACAGUGGAGGCCUGGAAGGGGGGCAACUACUCCUGUUUCAACAGUGAGGGAUCCUAUCUAAACCACACACUGGUGCUGGCUCAGUGGACCUUCAGGAAGUUUAUCAAGAAUACUCCUGAGAAAGGUUACAUCGAUUGUACAACAAAUAACUAUGGAGGUUCCUUCAAAUGUAACUGGAUAUGGGAUGAAAACAGGAAUGGCCAUGUCAUUCAUAUCAAAGCCACACGCCCUCAUGGUGGAAGCAACAUCAGCUGCCGUCUGGAUGACAGAGGAAAGUCUAUCACAUGCUUAGACCUUGACUACUGUCCCUAUGCAGAGGAAGUGGAGCGCAUCAACCUGACCAUAUACUUCAGAAGCAGCUUUGUUGUUGAAUCCUACAAUACAAAGUUCUACAUCAUGGAUAUCGUGAGGCCUGAUAUGGUGCCUAUUAGUAGGAUCAAUAAAACAUCUGUAGAGGUCAGAUAUCCACACUCCUGGAACACACCAUUAUCCUACUUCCCUCUCAUGUUCCAAGUGGUUCGCUGUCGGAAACGCGAAAAAUGUGACUGCUCCAAACCGAACUUACAAGAGAUUUUAUUCACACAAAGGCACCAGCUGCCAGUGACAAAAGGGAUGUGUGUGUGUGUGAGAGCCAGGGAUGAAUUCUGCAAUUCCUCAUGGAGUGACUGGAGCCAGUACAAAUGCAAAACCAGAAAAAACAGCAAGCAGAGGAACCGAGAACCAAAGUUAAAGAUGCUAUAA